This is a messenger RNA of Salvia splendens (bonfire salvia), 1031 nucleotides long. RefSeq lists its product as uncharacterized. Lineage: Eukaryota; Viridiplantae; Streptophyta; Magnoliopsida; Lamiales; Lamiaceae. Gene Ontology annotation, cellular component: nucleus; cytosol. Gene Ontology annotation, biological process: protein folding; chaperone-mediated protein complex assembly. The record is from RefSeq and is a predicted model, not a curated record. Bases 126 to 827 code for a protein of 233 amino acids. The transcript is spliced from 6 exons. Gene Ontology annotation, molecular function: Hsp90 protein binding; protein-folding chaperone binding.
UAUUUCACUUCAAGGGUAUAAAGAACGAGUUGGGAGCAGGGUUUCUACUCUCUGUAGUCUUUACUUUCUCACUCUCCAUUUCUUCCUCUCUAGGGUUUUCUACUCUAUCUCUCUCAGAUUCGAAUAUGAGCCGACACCCUGAAGUAAAGUGGGCUGAAAGGGAGGACAAGAUCUAUCUCACAGUGCUUCUGGCAGAUGCGAAAGACCCUAAGGUCAAUGUUGACCCUGAUGGUACAUUUACAUUUUCUGCUGCUGCUGGGACUGAUAGUAACCUCUAUGAACUCAAGUUGGAGCUACUCGAUAAGAUCAAUGCAGAGGAGUGCAAGAUAAACAUAGGUGUGCGUAGCAUCGUCUGUGUAUUGGAGAAAGCUGAGAAGAAAUGGUGGACAAAGUUGUUGCGUGGAAAUGAGAAGACACCUCACUAUGUGAAAGUAGAUUGGGAUAAAUGGGUAGAUGAAGAUGAUGAUGCUGCUGGUGCACCAUCAGACUUAGAUGUAGGUGGUAUGGACUUCUCGAAAUUUGGUGAUAUGGGUGGCAUGGGCGGCAUGGGUGGUAUGGAUAUGAGCGCCUUGGCUGGAAUGGGAGGCAUGGGUGGAAUGGGUGGCAUGGGUGGAAUGGGAGGCAUGGGUGGAAUGGGUGGCAUGGAUAUGAGCGCCUUGGGUGGAAUGAGUGGCAUGGGUGGAAUGGGAGGCUUCGGAGAUGAUGCUAUGGGAAAUGACUUCGAAGACAGUGACGAUGAAGAGGUGAAGAAACCAGAGGGGGAGGUUGUUCAUAAGGCAGAACCAGAAUCAUCGAAGGAUAAAGCAGAGCCCUUGCCGAGCUCAUGAAUGAGGAUGUGAUACAGACUGCAUGUUUUCUGCUUUGGUUUUCAACUUUUUAACAUUCUGCUUCGGUUUUCAACUUUUAUUUAAUGAUUUGUUGCGUAGGUGUGCUUUCUGUGAGAGUGAUGGCUUCUUUGCCAGAAUUUUUAUACUACUUCUGAACUAAUUUAUUUUAUUGUACUCUCUGGGCAGAGCAAUAUUUCCAUCCAA